GCACUUCCCACAAAGCCACCCUGCAACGGUCCGAUAGAAGCGGGCAAAACACCGCUUCCGUAGAAAAGCUGGGCUAGUUGGGCAUCAGCGCAGCCCUCUCGCGCGUGCUAGGGUUUCCCCGGUCCAUGUCGCCUCGAACUGCUCCUGUCUCGCCUCCCAGGCGGAGCUAGGAUUCUUCUCGACGACGACGAUGAGACUCCAAGUUCUUCUCGACGAUUCGUAAACUGGUUGGACGAACCACCAGCGACGACUCACGACACGCAAACUGGUUUGUUUUCACGCGAGCCACGUGAUCCUUUGGAGCUGGUCUCCCUGCAGUUGGGGUCAGUUUGACGGUUAAAAGCAGAACAGCCAGCCCCGGUUGCGUCGCGUAUGCAUUGAGCAUUGUGGUCGCUCCUGCGCUGUGUGUUUCUGGAUAAUAAAAGCCCCGCCAGCCCCCGCAGCGGAGAACCGCGCAAGUGGGUCAACUCGCAACUGAAGACCAAAGGCGAGCCGGCUGCCCGGAUUCCGGAAGCGCCCAAGCCCCCCAACGCGACCGUCGCUGUCGCCACCGCGCUCGGCUCGCCCGCGUCCACAGAAGCCGCCAGGGCCAUACGCCGAUGAAUCCUGCCGCGACGGCGGAUCCCAGCAGCUCCAGCACCUCGGCGGCCACGCUGCGGAAGCGGAUGAUCUCUAUAGACACGGCUCGACGAGGAGCCGACGGCGCGUCGCCUGAGACCGCGCCCAGGCCAGAUCGGGCGGGUAGUGAUAAGGCGCCGCAGGAGCGGGAGGAGGAGGGCUCGAUGGCGGCCUCCGCGCCUGCGGCGGCAGCAGCGAGGGAGAGUGACCUGGAGGCGGUGGGCGAGCCGAUGAGCCCCGCGGGGCGGCUGUUCCGCGAGACGCACUUCAACUGCUACAUCGUGGCCGUGAUCGGGCUGGGCGCGGCGGUGGACGUCGCGGCGGCGCGCGCGGGGCUGGAAGUCACGCUCGUCCGCCACCCACGCUUCUCCAGCGUCCAGGUGAAUGAUGGUGAUGCGAGAAAGAACGCCAAGCCGCGGUGGGUGCGGACCACGGUGAACCUGGACGAUCACAUCAUCGUCCCCUGCCUGGAACCCGCCGCCACGUCGACCAAGCCGGACCAGGCCGUGGAGGACUACCUGUCCUGGCUGUCCACGGCGCCCAUGGACCACUCCCGCCCGCUCUGGGAGUUCCACGUCCUGGACUUCCCGACGUCCGAGGCCACCGCCACCGUCGCCAUCCGCAUGCACCACUCCCUCGGCGACGGCGUCUCGCUGCUGUCGCUGCUCAUCGCGUGCACCCGCAGCGCCGCGGACCCGGCGCGGCUGCCGGAGCUGCCGCCCGCGCCGCGCCGCGCGAGCCCUGUCUACGCCCGGCAGCGCCCCCCGCUUUCCGCGGGCCUCGUGGCGUUCGCGCUGUGGCUGUGGUCCUACGUCUUGCUCGCGUGGCACACACUGGUGGACGUCGCGUGCUUCGUGGCCACGGCGUGGUUCCUGCGCGACCAGCGCACACCCUUCAUGGCCGCGUCCGAGGGCGUCGAGUUCCGCCGCAAGCGCUUCGUGCACCGCACGCUCAGCCUCGACGACGUCAAGUUCGUCAAGAAUGCCAUGAAGUGUACUGUCAACGAUGUCCUGAUUGGAGUGACUAACGCAGGGUUGUCGCGGUAUUAUUUUCGAAAAACCAGUGAUACCAACAACGAGAGGAAAAAAUCGCAGAAUAUUCGUGUCCGAUCAGCUCUCCUUGUUAACAUUAGGAGAACACCUGGUUUACAUGCAUUGGCGGAAAUGAUGGAUUCUAUCAAGAACAAUAGGGCAAAAUGGGGGAACCUGAUUGGUUACAUGAUACUGCCUUUCCACAUAGCCAUGCACGAUGAUCCUCUUGAAUACAUCCGCCAAGGGAAAAGGACAGCUCAAAGGAAGAAGGCUUCAUUAGAAGCGGUUUUCACGUACUGGAGUGGGAACCUAAUAGUCAAACUAUUUGGCAUGAAGGCUGCAGCAGCUCUCUGCUAUGGUAUGUUCACAAAUACGACCAUGUCAUUCUCAAGCAUGGUCGGACCUGCUGAGAAGGUGGAGUUCUACGGCCAUCCAAUCGUCUACAUCGCUCCCUCUGUCUACGGGCAUCCACAUGCUCUGACUAUACAUUACCAAAGCUAUACGAACUCCAUCAAGCUUGUCCUCGCAGUGGAUGAUGCUCAGUUUCCAGACUCUCAUCAGCUUUUGGACGACUUCGCCGAGUCCCUCAGGCUCAUCCGUCAGGCAGCUUCAACAAGAUGACAGACACAAAUAAGAGCAUUUUUUUCCGGUAGAAUGUAGACUGUUGGCGAGAACUCGCAUAGAAAUGCUGGACAAUAACUUAUCAGGAAAUUGAUGGCCAGGUUACCUGACUGGGGACUCCAUAAACUUUCAAGAAAUCAUUAGAGGCAAAUUGUAAAGUGUAAAGACUAGUAUGUAAUAUCAAGAAUUGCCAGUCUGACGGAUACGCAAAAUUCACUCAAAUGGGUUUCAUAAACUACACGCAGCUAAUAUUAUCAGGAAUAGAGCUCAUAGAGCCACAGUUACUAGUUGUAUACUUGCAUAUUUCACUACUGUUUAAGCAUAAACCAAAUAAAAUGAAUACAAUUCGUUAUUGAGCUUUC
Molecule: messenger RNA, 2632 nt
Organism: Zea mays
Lineage: Eukaryota; Viridiplantae; Streptophyta; Magnoliopsida; Poales; Poaceae
Exons: 9
Coding region: 600-2270 (556 amino acids)
Biological process (GO): triglyceride biosynthetic process
Cellular component (GO): plasma membrane
Molecular function (GO): diacylglycerol O-acyltransferase activity
Source: RefSeq, a predicted model, not a curated record